AUGAUAAACAAGAAAGAUGUUUGGAUUGCGGCAGGUGCGGUUUGUGUUAGACUUCAGGAUGGCUCUCAGCCACUGAAGAUAUUGCCGUCGAUGGAUAUAACGAAGAUACCUGGCUUAAGCCAACAACGUAGAGUAGUUGUCUCUCAGCAUAGUGUUAAUAUUUGCAGUUCCUUAGUUAAUAUUCAAAUUUGUCACCUCAAUGCGCAAUCAUUGAUUCCGCACAUUGAUGAGUUUCGAGAUCAUUUUCGGGUUUUGGAUUAUGAUGUUAUCGCUGUUUCGAAAUCGUGGCUGUCUUCAAGUGUUGUUGAUGCUCAACUCAAUCUUCCUCAGUUUCACCUGCUUCGUAAUGACCGGAAGACACGUCACGGUGGAGGUGUUUUACUAUUCAUACGUAAUACAUUGUCUUCAAGAAUUAUUAACUGUUCCUCGAACCUUCUGGAUGGUUAUCCAGAGUAUAUUAUUGCUGAAGUAUGGACUACGUUACGUAACAAAAUUUUAAUCUCUGUGAUAUAUCGUCCCCCGAAUACUGAUUUGCUGAAUGACUUUGAAAGAGACUUUAGUGAGCUUUUCAUGUUCUAUAAGAAUAUUGUGAUAUUGGGUGAUUUGAAUAUAAAUAUGUUAGUUAAUACUAAUUUGUCUGCGCAUUUGAAUGACUUCUGUAACUCUUAUAAUUUAAACAUUGUUCCAUUUAGUGCUACACAUCAUCAUGGUACGUCACACACAUGGAUUGAUCAUUGUAUAAUUAAUGACAUUAAUAAUUUGGUUGACUCAUGUCAAUCAGAUGUGCUUUUUCUUUCUGGCCAUGACAUUAUUAGUGUUACGUUAAAUUUUAGUGUUCCACGGCACUCCCCUUCGACGUUCCGCUGCCGUAACUGGAGUCUCAUUACAAAUAAAUCAAUAGCUGAUAUAGUCGGCAACUCAUCAGCAUUAUUCCACGAUAAUUAUCAAUCAGUUGAUGACAGUAUUUCGUAUCUAAACCAAAAUGUGUUUCAUAUUAUUGACUCAAUUGCUCCGGAGCAUGUAAUAAAGGCAUCUCGUCCGUCUGCUCCUUGGAUAUCUAGUGUCAUUCGCGAUUUACAGCAUCGCAGGGAUAAGCUGUAUAGAAUUUAUCGUAGAUCUGGUUAUGCUUAUGAGGAGUACUGCAAUGUCCGCCGACUUGUAAAAAAGAGAAUUAUUGAGGCAAAAAAGAAUUAUUUGCAGGACAGGUUCAGGUAUCCUAGGUGUCCGAAAGCCGUCUGGAAUGACUUCAGAAGACUGGGUCUUUUAAGAGAUUCCUCGAAAGUAUUUAUCUUGCCAGAUCUUGAUUUGAAUCAACUCAAUGACCACUUCGUGUCUGUUGGCAGUUCUGGGCGCAAUUACGUUAAUCAUCAAAACGUCUGUAUCAAUGAUAGCAACGCCCUUAACCAGUUUAAUUUCGUAGAAAUCACUGAGGAAGAUGUUAAGCGAAAUCUAAAGCGCAUUACUACUGCAGCUGUUGGUCCAGAUGGUCUUUCCAUUACAUCCCAAGCUGUUAAGCAUGGAGACUGUUUGUCUUCAUGGCAAUGUUCUCGGAGUGGUGUUCUACAGGGCAGCGUGCUUGAGCCGCUUUUGUUCUCGUUGUUUGUCUCAACGUUGGGCUUGCAGAUUGAAAGUAAGCAUCUCUUUUAUGCAGAUGACUUGGUUGUUUAUGUAUCCUGUUCAAUAUCUGACUUGAAUGAUGCAGUGUUACAGCUGAAUGCUGACGUCGAUCUCAUAGUGGAGUGGUGUACUAAUAAUUUGUUAAAGCUCAAUGCUGCAAAGACUAAAUCAAUUAUUUUUAAUUCCCCUUGGCAUGUAAAAGAUCAGGCUUGUGUUUCAGCUAGGAAAAUUGUGACUGGUGAUGUUGUUACUAAUUACUCGGUCUCUGUUAAAUACUUGGGUAUCAUCUUAGAUCAUACUCUCUCGUGGCAUGAUCAAGUUAUUGCAAUGUGUAACCGUUCAAUAAUACUGUUGCAAGACUUCAAUCUGUUGACUUCGGUUCGCGUACGCUCUGUCAGGCAGACUGAUGUCCUGUGCUUGCCAUUUGCUCGAACCACAACAUUCGACAACUCAUUUAUUGUCACGGCAGUCAGGACGUGGAACCAGUUACCGGAGGAGAUUGUGACAAUUGCUGAUUACAAUGAAUUUCGGUCAAAGUGCUACAAUCUUUCAAACAAUUCUAUCAGAUUUAUUUGCAAUUCAAGACGUGAUGCGCAUAUUACUUUCUAUAAACAGUCUCUAAACUGGCUUACGAUCUAA
Cotesia congregata is the source of this 2256-nucleotide messenger RNA. Lineage: Eukaryota; Metazoa; Arthropoda; Insecta; Hymenoptera; Braconidae. The record is from the annotation of a GenBank genome assembly.